UUCAUUUCCUCUCCAAAUUAGCCGAUUCUGAAACUGGGUCGCUCUGAAUGCGAAAGAAUUCGCUCCAGCCAUGGCUGUGGGACCUUUAAACACCGCCAUUUUUGUUCAUUGACCUUGAAACCCAGAACGUGCCUUCCAUUGUUGUUCUACAGGAAUGUAAACGAUUUGGCAGUUUUAGGGCCAUAAAUCCUAUCCUCUGCGAACUUGGUUCUGUUUAAAACAUUGAUUUGAAGCUCCUAGAACUUCAAUGUUUGGAGGAUUUCGAGGAGAUUAAGGCCUUAAGAAAGAUGUGAUUUGAACAGAGGGAUUUUUGAGCCAUUCAUGAUCCUUACUUUACUGGAGAAUUGAAUAUGGAACCAAAGUCGUCUAUCAACGCUCGGACUGAUCGACGAAGUGAAAUUGGUUCUUUCGGUGACAGGAACAAGGAUGAGUUGUUGGAAAAUGGUGAAUUGGGUCUGUCGAAGUCGAUAUCGAGAGGGUUGAAUAAGAGGGUAAUGCUGCCUCAUGCAUUAUAUUUGAAGUUGAAGCAAUACCGAAUCAGUAAGAGUUAUGUUCACGAUUCGUUUUUUAACAGUAAGAUAGGGUUAGACUAUAACGUUCCGAAGUAUAUGCUGACAACAGAUGAGAAAUAUCUACGACGAUGCUUGGAAUCGAUACAGAUCAGUGCAUCGAAGGCUGCACGAUGUAAUGCAUCUAUAAACUUGAGCUCGGUGAAGACUGAUGCUUUGACUGAUACGACUAGAUUAAGAACGAGAGCGAUGGGUGAUUUGGAAAAGUUUGUUAUUGCAUGCUCGUCAACAAGCGUGGAUGGCAACGAGGAUGUAACCUCGAGCAAACUGUCGUUUGUUGGUUCAAUUAUGGGAAGUAAGAGCAUGAUCAACAUAUUGAAGAGCCCUUUAUUGCAACAACUCGGUAUCACAGAUGGCACGUCGAAAAUCGUAAGAAUGGACUUGAAUGAUAUCAAAGGCUUCCCAGAAUGUUUGUGGGUCUGUAGAAUCUGUUAG
Cucurbita pepo subsp. pepo (vegetable marrow) is the source of this 1004-nucleotide messenger RNA. Lineage: Eukaryota; Viridiplantae; Streptophyta; Magnoliopsida; Cucurbitales; Cucurbitaceae. The record is from RefSeq and is a predicted model, not a curated record.